Messenger RNA from Pecten maximus, 1674 nucleotides. Its product is annotated as very long-chain acyl-CoA synthetase-like. The coding region runs from base 1 to 1674 and encodes 557 amino acids. The transcript has 9 exons. The record is from RefSeq and is a predicted model, not a curated record. NCBI's taxonomy places the organism in Eukaryota, Metazoa, Mollusca, Bivalvia, Pectinida, Pectinidae. Gene Ontology annotation, molecular function: long-chain fatty acid transmembrane transporter activity; long-chain fatty acid-CoA ligase activity.
AUGCCUCCUAGCCGACAGGAAGUUCUUUAUGGUGGUGCGGGAACUGUAGGGGGCGCCAUUGCAGUAUGGCGUACACUGUUUCCAUGGAUCAGGGACGAUUUUACCACCAUGUUAGGGACAAAGAAAAUUAGUGAUAGAAUGAAUCAAGACCUAAUUAAUGAAGUGUACCUUAUUGAUAGGUUCGAGCAACAUGCAAAGCAGCACCCCAAAAAGGUGUUUCUGUAUUUCGAGGACAAAGAGUAUAGCUAUGAACUAGUUAACGCUAUGGCAGAUAAGAUUGCAAAUAUAGUCCUUUCUUUGAACCUAACACCUGGUGACACCGUGGCAGCUAUGAUACAGAAUGAACCAUCCUUUGUCUGGACGCUUCUUGGUCUACAGAAAAUUGGUAUGGUGGAUGCCUUCAUCAACUACCACUUAACAGCAGAGCCUCUUCUUCACUCAAUCCGGGCUAGUAAUGCCAAAGUCAUCAUUGUUGGCUCAGGCCUUCCCAAACCAGCCAUAUGUAACCAAGCUAAUGCAAUUGCGGUAUCGAGGAUUUGGGCUGCAUUUGAUUUCAAUGCCAACGACGUUUCGUACGCUGUGACGCCUCUUUACCACAGUGGAGCGACAAAGUUAUGUCUGUUCAACACCAUUGCAGUCGGUUGUACUAUGGCAUUCCGUCGCAAGUUUUCUGCCCGCUAUUACUGGGAUGACUGCCGGAAGUACAAAGUCACAGUUGUAUAUUAUAUUGGAGAACUCUUUAGGUAUAUUCUUAAAGUUCCGGAGUCACCACUUGAUGGCGUCCACAACAUCCGAAUUGCAAUGGGUAACGGUCUUCGAUUGGAUAUAUGGAAGAAAUUUCAGGACAGAUUCAAAAUCCCGAUGAUCGUAGAACAUUUUGGGGCUACAGAAGGGACAUCACUCACCAUGAACCUCACCAACAAAGUCGGGGCCGUCGGAAGAAUAUCCCCGCUAAUGCGACUUGCUUCCAAAUACAAACUGAGUGUACAAAUACGUGUGAUACGUUAUGAUAGGGUCAAAGAGGAGCCAAUCAGAGGAAAGGACGGAUUCUGCAUCAACUGCGGCGCAGGCGAGGAAGGCCUAGUUAUAUCCGCUGUACCCGAAACUACGACAGAAUUUUAUGUUGGGUCCAAGUCUAUCAAUGAGAAAAAGUUCCUCAGGGAUGUGUUCGUCAAAGGCGACGCCUAUUUCAACUUCGGGGACAUAGUUUUCGUUGACAAUGAUUAUUAUCUGUACUUCCGGGACAGACUUGGGGAUACAUUUCGUUGGAAAAGUGAGAACGUUUCAACACGGGAGGUAGCUGAGGUGUUGAGUACACUGAGCUUUAUACAAGAUGUCAACGUGUACGGUGUAGAGGUACCAGAUAAUGAUGGAAGAGCAGGAAUGGCAGCCAUCCUCCUUAAAGAUCACUCAACCAUAACACCGGAGGUACUACAACAAAUCUACCGGAAAUGCGCUAAAUCACUUCCAAAGUAUGCUAGGCCUAUAUUUCUGCGGUUCCAAACCACUUUUGAGGUCACACAAACAAUGAAGCAUAGGAAGGUAGACCUUGUUAAAGAGGGUUACAAUCCAGACAUCAUAGGCGAACCUGUCUAUUGUGUUGACGUAAAAAACAAAACAUAUUCUCCUCUUGAGUCUGCGUCAUUCCACCAAGUCAUAAAAUCGAGGCUGUAG